Messenger RNA from Dermacentor albipictus, 1572 nucleotides. RefSeq names its product sulfotransferase ssu-1-like. Lineage: Eukaryota; Metazoa; Arthropoda; Arachnida; Ixodida; Ixodidae. The record is from RefSeq and is a predicted model, not a curated record. Gene Ontology annotation, biological process: sulfation. Gene Ontology annotation, molecular function: sulfotransferase activity. Gene Ontology annotation, cellular component: cytoplasm.
AGGAGAGAGAUUCCGUCGGGCUAUCUUAGUUGCGCGCUUCUCGGCGUCGCCGCGCUGAGCAGCUGGUGUCCUUUGCGCAGUUUCUACAGUAGUUCGAUUAGCAGGCCGCGGAAAGCGCUCUUUGCAGCACAGUAUUUCAACAGGUUGUCUGAGCUGACCCAGCUACUCCUCCUUUGUCAAUAGCCGCCGUCUGCCAGCAACUUUCACGGAGCAACGCUAUCGACGACUGAAUGACUCAAGACAAGCUGCAUGACGGCCGAAUGGAUAUCCGCACGUUCCCUCCACUCACGCUGCGCGACCUGCGUCAUUGGCCGCGUCCUUGAGCGACAGGGUGCCGCUCCGAUAAUCAAUAAGAGAAGUAAGCAAGCAUUGCCGUCAUGGAUAUCAACCAAUACAGGGACGUGGAUGGCUUAUGGAUGCACAAGUUCUUUCACGAAGACUUAAUCCGCUCCACACUAGCAUACAAGCCACGGCAGGAUGACAUCUUCAUCGUAACGUACCCAAAGUGUGGCACGACGUGGACGCAGUACCUCAUCCUCAGCAUACUAUCUGACGGCCAUCCACCAAAAACAGUUGUGGACUUCAUGUUAGCAUCGCCUUUCAUGGAAAUGAUGGGCGCUGAAGCGGCAGACAAGAUGCCAAGACCGGGUCUGUUGAAGACUCACCUCCCUUUCAAAAUGCAGCCUUACUCUCCUGAAGCCAAGUACAUCUACGUCACGCGCAACCCGUACGACGUCUGCGUGUCAUUCUACUAUCACAUGAAGGGCAUGACACCCAAGAAUGUUGACAUCUCGUUCUCCAGGUAUUGCAAAUUAUUCCUUGAGGGCAAGACCUGCUUCGGAGACUACUUCGACCACUUGCUCUCCUGGUACGCGCACCGUAAUGACCCAAACGUUCUGUUCUUCACCUAUGAGCAAUUGAAGAAAGACACAAACUUCUGGACACUCAAGAUUGCCGACUUUAUGGGCGAGCAGUACGGGAAGAAGCUUCGCGAGGAUCCUGCCUUAUUGCGCAAAGUAAUCGACGCGUCGAGCCUCAAGAAUAUGCAGGGCAUUUUCAACGACCAGAUGCGUACGAUUGUAAAAGACAUGCUGAGCUUGACUCCAGACAGGGCUAUCAAAUCAAUGGAGGUUUACAGGGAAAUGCUCGCUCACGAGGAGCCAUUACACGAUAAUGAUGGAUUCGUUCGCAAGGGCAUCGUUGGAGACUGGAAAGCUCAUUUCACGAACGAGCAGAUGGAGGAUAUGAAAGCAUGGAUUGCCAAAAAGACCGAUGGGUCAGAUGUUAUGGAUUUGUGGAAGGAUCUGGAACUACCAUGAGAGCGACAUUUAUUUUACUGCGCGCGGCCAGGCAACAGCUUCAGUGCAUAUUUCCUUUCUAGUCGGCGCUGUGAAGCUGUGUGCAAAUUUCACUUCAGGUUUUCUCAUAUCCCAGAGACUUAGCAGCCACUUUCUUAUACGUUCCGGCAUAUAAUUACAGUUUAUGUCCAAGCAAUUUCAUUAUUUUGAAGUUUGGUGAAGUGCUUCGACAUGAUGAUGAGAACAUACAAUAAAAACGUUUCGUUUUGCUGUU